Molecule: messenger RNA, 2341 nt
Organism: Hyaloscypha bicolor E
Lineage: Eukaryota; Fungi; Ascomycota; Leotiomycetes; Helotiales; Hyaloscyphaceae
Product: YL1-domain-containing protein
Exons: 2
Coding region: 158-2098 (646 amino acids)
Biological process (GO): chromatin remodeling; regulation of DNA-templated transcription
Cellular component (GO): nucleus
Molecular function (GO): ATP-dependent H2AZ histone chaperone activity
Source: RefSeq, a predicted model, not a curated record
GUGCAUUCUCUGGCCCGAUUCAAGACCGCCGAAAGUCAACGCCCACCGGUCGAAUAUCAUGCCGCCAAAUCUCCUCUUCUUCUAAACCUCUGUGUGCAGUCGAACCUUCUCUCCUGAGCCCCAAUCCAGAUCGUGUUUGCGACGCGCCACUGACGACAUGGCGGAAGAGAAUGCGCCGAUAAAUACCAUGGGAGAAGAGGACACACCCAGGAUGGAGGACGAGGAGGGCAUGCCCGCGCAGGCGGGGGAACAAGAAGAUACGCCUAUGAGAACAGAAGAGGAUGAGCAGACACCUAUGCGGACGGAGGAUGACGAAGAUUCUGGCUCUGGAUCUGGCAGUGACAGCGAGAGUGAAGAGGAGCAGGUCGAAUGGCUAGCCACAACACGAGAGAAGCGCGCAACUGCUGGGAACCGACUGGCGAGUCUCCUUCAACAAGAAGAACCCGACGACGAACUCGAGUUACUGUUCGAGGAACCCGAGGAUGAUAUCGGCUUCGAAGAUGCGGGGGCGGACUCUGAUGUCCAGAUGGACUCUUCCUCAGACGAUGAAGACCAAGGACCUGCAGCAGGAGACGAUGAUCUGGAUGGGGAGAAGGCGAUACAGAAACAGGAGCGGGCAGAACGGCAAGCGAAGAAGCGGAAAUUGGCACAGGUUCCUGGAAUCAAGAGAAAGAAGGUUAAGAUUGAUCCUCGAAGUCCAUUAAAGCCUGCCCCUCGACCGAAGAAGAAAUCCGAACGGGCAUCAUGGCUGCCAACCGCUGAAGAAGCACCGACUCGAGCUUCAGCGCGGAAGACUACAAAGUUGAGCAAGGAGCAGUUGCAUCAGCAGAUGUUGGAGAGGGAGAUUAAGAGAUUGAGACAACUUGCGAGAAUGGAGAAGGCUGCGGCUGCGAAAGAGGCCGCGAAGAAGCCUGAGAUGACACAAGCGGAUAGAUUGGCAGAAGCUGCGAGGAUCGAGAAGAGUAAUGUUAGGACUGUCAGUAGAUGGGAGGAGGCAGAGCAGCAGAGGGAGCAAGCGCAGCUGGAGAAGCUGGCAGCGCUGCAGAAUAGGCAUUUGGAAGGACCGGUGGUGACAUAUUGGAGUGGGAUGGGGGAGAAAGUUGGAGGGAAGUUGAAGAAGGUUGGGAAGAACUUGACGUUGGAGGAGAAGGAGAAGGCUCCAAGGAAGAGGAAAGCUGCAGAGAUGGAGGCGGAUGGCAAGGAGGCAGAUGGAGCUACGAAGCCAGAAGAGGGAUUAUCGACCAAGCCAGAGGGUGCGCCAGGUGGAGAAGCUGCGGCCUCUGUCCCCUCGAUUGAAGAGCCUUCGAAACCCGACGAGACUUCGGAACAACCUGCAGAAGAGCAACCUUCUCUCAAAGACACUGAAAUUCCAGAUUCCGAAGAAUCGUCCGAACCUACAAAGCCAGACAAAUCUGCGCCCCCGAAACCCGAAGCUCCCGAAAUCGUCGAAGAAGCGCCGCCGAUUGUAACUCCUGCUCCUCUUCCUGGACCACCAAGGUCUUCAUUUCUCGCUCCACCUGCAGGCUUGCCCUUGACUGCUCCGCCUCCCCCACCUCCAAAGAACCAAAAUCCAUUCGUUUUAGCACCCCCGAGCCUCGAUGGAUCUGCUCCUCUCCCUGGAUUCGGAUUUAAUCUCCAACGACCUCCAUUAAUGCCACCCCAGCCGACAGGCUUUGCAAUCAACUCUCCCCCACAGCUGAAUCUCCCUCCACCUCCCCCAGCCAUCGAGCAUGAAGGCCGUAAUUACAUUAUUCUACAGAACUUCGACGAAACAGCAAUCAAAGACAAGGACGUCCAAACACAAAUCCUCUUCGGCCGGAAAUUCAGCAAAGUCAGAAAAUCCAAGAACUCCCACGAACUCUGCGCCAUCACGGGAUAUCCCGCCAAGUACAGAGAUCCUUCUACGGGCCUGCCUUACUGCAAUUCUUAUGCUUACAAAGAGAUUCAGAGGCUGAAGAAGGGCGAGUAUAAGUGGAGCAAGUUGGUGGGCGCGUAUAUGGGACAGGGGACUUAUGCUGCGAGGGGAGUGCCGCCGAGGUUUUUGAAUAAACCUGCUCCACAGCCAGCUGCAGCCGCGACGACUCAGCCGGCGAAGUAGAGAGUAAUAUGAUGAUUGUAUGAUUGUAUGAACGGAUUGAGUGUAUAUCAUUACAUGACGGCUUUGGAGCGCAGCAUGGCCAAGAAUUCAAUUGUACAGAUUGCAAGCACUUUCCAUCCUUUUUCUUGUGUUUUGAGCUUUCGUCUUUUAGACUCGAUAGAGAGACCUCUCUGUCAAGCCAUCGAACGCCGAGAAUAGAAGUCUCUCCCCCAGGGUCAGAAUCAGCGCAAAGAUGCUGGCCGC